CGGGAAGCCCAGCAGCCAGCGCGGCCGCAGCCGUCGAGGAAGGGCGCCGCCGCCGCCGCCGCCGCCGCUGCCGCCGCGACUGGGAGGCGGGCGCCUAAAGCGGCCGCGCAGAUGCCCCGUCCCGCCGCAGCGGGGCUUCUGCCGGGACCGGCGGGCGGCGGCGGCGGGGCGGAGGGCAGCGGCAGGUGAAGGACGCCCGCGCGCUGGGCAGCGCCACAAACCAAAGAGCGGCCAAAGCCGUUGCCGCGCUCCGCUGACGGGCCAGGCGGGAAGGCUGCUGGCUCGGGGAGCCGCCGAGGCAGCGAGCCGAGGAACCGGACCCGCCGCCCGCUGGCCCGUUCGCCUCUCGCCGGCGCUUGGAACGCUCCGCCCGGCCGCCGCUUGUGGAUUACCCGCCGCCGCCGCCGCCGCUUCUUGGAUAGUUACCUCGCCUCGCCAGCGGUCCCCGGACGGCAGCGUGGAAAAUCAGGCAGCCACCAUGCCCGACUCGCCGGCCGAUGUGAAGACGCAGCCCCGCUCCACCCCCCCGAACAUGCCCCCACCAUCACCAGCGGUCUCCCAGGGAGCCACGCGGCACCCGACCUUCACCUCAAACCCCAAUCGUGAUGCUGGGCCGCCGAUGUUUCUCCCUCGCGGCCGAUUUCAUGGCUGCCUGAAAUGGUCCAUGGUGUGUCUCUUGAUGAACGGGAGCAAUCAUUCCCCGACGGCCAUCAACAGGGCGCCCUCCACGCCCAAUGGCUUCAGCAACGGGCCGGCCACCUCCUCCACCGCUUCGCUCUCCAACCACCAGCUCCCUCCGGCCUGUGGGGCUCGCCAGCUCAGCAAGCUGAAGCGUUUCCUCACCACCCUGCAGCAGUUCGGCAGCGACAUCUCCCCGGAGAUUGGGGAGCGGGUGCGCACUUUGGUGCUGGGCCUCGUGAAUUCCACGCUGACCAUUGAAGAAUUCCAUUCUAAGCUCCAGGAGGCCACCAACUUCCCCCUGCGCCCGUUCGUCAUCCCGUUCUUGAAGGCCAACCUGCCCCUGCUGCAGCGGGAGCUUCUCCACUGCGCCCGCAUGGCCAAGCAGAGCCCCGCCCAGUACUUGGCGCAGCACGAGCAGCUCCUGCUGGACGCCAACGCCUCCUCGCCCAUCGACUCCUCGGAGCUGCUGCUGGAGGUCAACGAAGGGGUCAAAAGGCGGACGCCAGACAGGACCAAAGAGAAUGGCUCGGACCGCGACUCCUUGCACCCUGAGCACCUCAGCAAAAGGCCUUGCACCCUAAGCCCUGCCCAGCGGUACAGCCCCAGCAACGGGCUCAGCCAUCAGCCCAACGGGCUGCCCCACCCCACCCCUCCUCCCCCCCAGCACUACCGCCUGGAGGACAUGGCUGUGGCCCAUCGCUACCGGGACACCUACCGCCCUCCGGAUCCUCGCGACCUUCGGGAGCAUCCCCGGCCAGCAGCCGUCCACAGUUCCCGGCAAGAGGAGGUGAUUGACCAUCGGCUGACCGAGCGAGAAUGGGCCGAAGAGUGGAAGCACCUCAACAAUCUCCUGAACUGCAUCAUGGACAUGGUGGAGAAGACACGCCGGUCCCUCACCGUUCUGCGCCGCUGCCAGGAGGCUGACCGCGAGGAGCUCAACCACUGGAUCCGCCGCUACAGCGACGCCGAAGACAUGAAGAAGGGGCCGAGCCCCACCAGCCGCCCCCUCAACAGCACUGCCAACCUGGAGGCGCCACUGCUAGAUGCUCAUCGUGAAUUUGUAUCCAGGCCCCUGUCUGGCUACAUGCCGGAAGAAAUCUGGAGAAAAGCUGAAGAAGCCGUGAACGAGGUGAAGCGCCAGGCCAUGUCGGAGCUGCAGAAGGCCGUCUCGGACGCAGAGAGGAAGGCGCACGAGCUGAUCUCUACGGAGCGGGCCAAGAUGGAGCGGGCCCUGGCCGAAGCCAAGCGCCAAGCCUCCGAGGAUGCUUUGAGCGUCAUUAGCCAGCAGGAGGACUCCAGUGAGAGCUGCUGGAACUGCGGGCGCAAGGCCAGCGAGACCUGCAGCGGGUGCAACACGGCGCGCUACUGCGGCUCCUUCUGCCAGCACAAAGAUUGGGAGAAGCACCACCACGUCUGUGGACAGACCCUCCAGAGCCUCCAACCUUCAGCCGGGGCGGGCUCUUCUGGCCCGGUUGGGCUGCCCGGGACUCCCGCCCAGCCAGACGGGGUGGCCGUGGCCAGUUCCAUCCCCGGCGUGGCCCUGGGAGGCAGCUCCAGCAAUCCAGGCUCUGCCACCGCCUCGCGUUCUGGCACGCCGGCAACCCCAGCCCCGUUGGACACCACGUCCCGCUAGGCGAGAGACAAAAGGGGACCCUCACUGCUGCUGCUGCUGCUGCUGCUGCUACCACUGCUCUCCAAAUGGAAAAGGAAAAACAGAACCAGAAAACUGCAUUCAAUGCAAACCCUCAGCUACCUGACACGUGUUUGACCUCCAGAGCAACCUCUGACUCUACGACGGAAUCCUCACGAAUCCUCAGACCCGGCUUUAAAUGGAGUUAAGGCAAGCCCCGAGCCUCGUCCGUUCUUCCAAGGCGGGGAUGACGGUGGGAGACCCCCGACCCAAAGGAUGUGGGGGAAUCGGAGGCGGUGGUGGUUGUUCUUUUCUUCUCCUCCUCCUCCUCCUCCUCCUCCUCCUCCUCGGACGAGGCAUCGGCAGGUAUCCCCACCUCUUGACUUGGGGACAGGAAGGGAAACGGGAGGGGGCUCCCUCUGCCUCCUCCUCCCGGAGGUGCGUUCGUGGAAGUAAAAAGAACGGAAGCCCCUUCCUCUGAGAGAGGGAGGAAGGGGCAGAAGAAGGCAGGGAAAAAUGGAUUUCAGUUACAAAAAGCAAGCCUUUUUUUUUUUCCUUUUUGUAAAAAAAUAAAAAUAGACAAUAAAAACAUCAAACUCUUUGGCUUUAAGUAAAACAGAAAGAAAAAAAAAUCCAAAAAGUACCCACAAAACCAAGUAAAGGAAGCUUACCUGUAAACUACCUUGCUAGUUAGCCAAGAAAUACACCACGUUCACCUCUGCUCCAAAGGAAAUCCAAAAACAGAAAAGAAAAAAAAAAGAAUCCAAACUUUUUUCCACUGCCAAAGUUUCUUUCUUCCUCCUUUCCCCUUUUCUUCCCUUGAUUGACUCCUUCCUCUCCUUCCUCAGGACGGAGGCUUUAUUUAUUAGGCUUUGGUGAAGAGAGGAGUCGUCCCGCAUCCUUCGGCUACUUCCUUCUCACCGCUGGGCAGAGGCUGCGGCAGCCGCAGCUGGUGGCGUUUCUGCUCCUUUGUGUUCCUGGAGGGGGGAGGGGAAGGGGGGGGGACUUCAUUGCACGCGGACCUGGGCCUGUUCCGACGUCACCCUGGAGAAGGACAGACGUGCAACCGUGGGAUUCGGAGAAAUUUUCGUAGAAUAAAGCAAAAAACAAAA
Pseudonaja textilis is the source of this 3423-nucleotide messenger RNA. It is a transcript of the gene CBFA2T3, whose product is annotated as CBFA2/RUNX1 partner transcriptional co-repressor 3. Gene Ontology annotation, biological process: negative regulation of DNA-templated transcription; DNA-templated transcription. The record is from RefSeq and is a predicted model, not a curated record. Lineage: Eukaryota; Metazoa; Chordata; Lepidosauria; Squamata; Elapidae. Gene Ontology annotation, cellular component: nucleus. Gene Ontology annotation, molecular function: transcription corepressor activity.